Molecule: messenger RNA, 2240 nt
Organism: Solea senegalensis (Senegalese sole)
Lineage: Eukaryota; Metazoa; Chordata; Actinopteri; Pleuronectiformes; Soleidae
Gene: ap3m2
Product: adaptor related protein complex 3 subunit mu 2
Exons: 9
Coding region: 115-1371 (418 amino acids)
Biological process (GO): intracellular protein transport; endocytosis
Cellular component (GO): clathrin adaptor complex; cytoplasmic vesicle
Source: RefSeq, a predicted model, not a curated record
GUCAGGAUCCGCUUCACCAAACGGGAAGCAGCGACUGCAGCUUCGUAUUUCAUUCGGUAAAACGGUUAAAGGCGAGACUGGCACGAAAUAAAACAGUCUUCGCCUUCAGCCAAAAUGAUCCACAGCCUGUUCUUAGUCAAUGCCUCCGGAGACAUUUUCUUGGAGAAGCACUGGAAGAGCGUGGUCAGCCGCUCGGUGUGUGACUACUUCUUCGAGGCACAGGAGCGCGCCACAGAGCCAGAGAAUGUCCCACCCGUGAUCCCCACACCACACCACUACCUUAUCAGCGUGCUCAGGCAUCGCAUCUUCUUCGUCGCAGUCAUCCAGAGCGAGGUGCCGCCGCUGUUUGUCAUCGAGUUUCUCCACAGAGUUGUCGACACCUUCCAGGACUAUUUUGGAGUGUGUACAGAAGCUGCCAUCAAAGACAACGUGGUGGUGGUGUAUGAGCUGCUGGAGGAGAUGCUGGACAACGGCUUUCCACUGGCCACAGAAUCCAACAUCCUCAAAGAGCUCAUUAAGCCUCCCACCAUCCUCCGUACAAUGGUCAACACCAUCACAGGCAGCACAAAUGUUGGUGAACAGCUUCCCACAGGCCAGCUGUCAGUGGUGCCAUGGCGACGCACCGGGGUCAAAUACACCAACAAUGAAGCCUAUUUUGACGUGGUGGAGGAGAUCGAUGCCAUCAUUGACAAAUCAGGCUCCACAAUUACAGCAGAAAUCCAGGGAGUCAUCGACGCAUGUGUAAAACUGACGGGUAUGCCAGACCUCACCCUGUCAUUCAUGAAUCCUCGGCUGCUGGAUGAUGUCAGUUUCCACCCCUGUGUGAGGUUCAAGCGCUGGGAAGCUGAGAGGAUUCUCUCCUUCAUCCCACCAGAUGGAAACUUCCGGUUGCUCUCCUAUCACGUCAGCUCUCAGAACCUCGUGGCCAUCCCAGUGUACGUUAAGCACAACAUCACCUUCCGCGAGGGAAGCUCUCAGGGACGAUUCGACCUGACUCUGGGCCCCAAACAGACCAUGGGCAAGGCUGUGGAGGCGGUCCUGGUCAGCAGCCAGCUGCCCCGCGGCGUCCUCAACGCCAACCUCAACGCCUCCCAGGGAACGUACACUUUCGACCCGGUCACAAAGAUGUUGUCGUGGGAUGUCGGUAAGAUCAACCCACAGAAGCUGCCGAGUCUGAAAGGAACAAUGAGCCUACAGGCCGGGGCCUCCAAGCCUGAUGAGAACCCGACCAUCAACAUCCAGUUAAAGAUCCAACAGAUGGCCAUCUCAGGGCUGAAGGUGAAUCGCUUGGACAUGUACGGUGAGAAAUAUAAACCUUUCAAAGGCAUCAAGUACAUGACAAAGGCCGGCAAGUUCCAGGUCCGGACAUAAAGACUCCUACUGUGUGACCACCGGACCAAACCAAACCACAAUGAGACUCAGAAGGUGAUGUGAGGGGUGAGGGGUGGGGGGGUGGGAUGGGGAGUUGGUACAUUCCCUGUGUAUAUGCAUUUCAGGAUUUACCUGCACAAACCGGAGGUGGAAAAGGAGCCGUUAUCACUUAGAAACAUCGUCAAAGCUGAUUACAGGGCAAACGCAGCUCAUCCCCAUGUACUGUAUUCGACUUACUUUCCAUGUCUACUUUAAAUCCUGAGCCCAAAUCAAAUUCAAGAAGUGUGAAGCUUAAUUUUGUCAACAUAAAUUGCAUCAUUUGUCGUGAUUGUCUGGAUAAAUGUGUGUGUGUGUGUGUGUGUGUGAGAGAAUUAGUUUUUCUGGUAAAUCAGAGUAAAACUCCCCACGAAGGACAUGAAACAAUAUUUUAUCUGUUGAUUUGCUGGAUGUGAAAAUUUGACUCAUGUUUAAUUUGUGUCCUCAUAAUCAGACACUUAAAAACUUCCCACGUCUGUUUCCCUCUGUUACUGUGAUGUUUCCUCUCAGCACACUGAUGUCUGUGACACUGGAGCGAGUCAUAAUGCUGGUACUAAUGUUUCCCUAAUGAAUGCAAGUGAUACCAAUGCAGAGGGACCAAAGGAGAACUUUGGGUGCUCGUGUUCACCUGUUUUUAUUCAACUUAAAUUAUUAUUUAUUCCGUUCCGGCGUCACAACAACCUCGCAGACCAGAGAAACGGUAUAAUGUGCAUCCUAAUAUCUCUUUAUAACAUUAUGAACGUCACCAUGGAAACUGGAAUAAUCUGGAUACACCUUUCUGAGAGUCAGUUUGAUAAAUAAACAAGGCGACGGCAAGUCAGCUCGUGAUCAUA